AUGCAGCAAGAGAUAAAUGACCUAAAAAGGAAGUUGCGUCGUGCACAGCGAAGGCAGUCCCGUUCUAGCUCAGAUACAUCCUCUAAUGAGGAGGAGGAUGUCAGUUACACGCGGAGGUCAAGAACUCCCCCAAGUGAAACCUUUUCUUACGAGAAGGAGUCGCGCCCUGAACGGAGAUGUAAGAGCCCAUCUGGUAAGGUUUUGGCUAAUGAUGCCAUGAACAAGGCACUAGAUCAGGUCUCCAAAUCACCCUUUGCGCAUAGGAUAGAGGGGGCUAAAUUGCCUCGGCGUUUAAAUCAACCUACAUUCGCCAUCUAUAACGGCCGAGCAGACCCCGUGGAGCACGUGAGCCAGUUUAACCAGAGAAUGACUAUCCAUUCCCAGAAUGAGGCUCUGAUGUGCAAAGUUUUUCCGUCCAGCUUGGGACCAGUGGCGAUGAGAUGGUUCAACAGCUUGAAGACGAACUCCAUAGAUUCCUAUAGGAAACUCACUCAGGCUUUUUGCUCUCGCUUUAUUACAAACAGCAGAGUCCCACGACCCCUAAGUUCGUUAUUAUCUCUGUCUAUGCAUGAGGGGGAAACCUUAAAGGCGUAUUCGGACAGAUAUUGGGAGAUGUAUAACGAGAUGGACGAAAGCCACGAUGACGUCUCCAUUAGCACGUUCAAAAGUGGUCUCCCCACUGAGCACGGCUUAAGGAAAUCUCUAACUGGUAAACCCGUCACCAGCGUUCGCCAACUGAUGGACAGGAUUAACAAAUACAAAAGGGUGGAAGAAGACCAGCUACAAGGGAGAGGAAAGGAGAAGAUCAUUCCCCCCAAAGGAAAUGAUUACAGGUCGGAACGAUAUAACAAUAACCAGUCGAGGAAGGAUUUUUCGAGACAGGCUAGACAAACCAACCUGCAAACGGUUAAUGUCAUAUUCAGAGAGCUGGUGCAACAAGUUCUGGAGAGGGUAAAAAAUGAGCCUUUCUUCAAAUGGCCGAGUAAAAUGGCCGGAGACCCCUUGAAGCGCAACCAGAACUUGUAUUGUCAUUAUCAUCAAGACCACGGGUAUACCACCGAGGAUUGCAGGAAUCUAUGGAAUCACCUGGAUCAGUUGGUCCGGGAAGGAAAGUUACGUCAUCUUUUACACCCCUCUAGCGGUCAUCUGGGCCAAGCAGUACAAGAGCCUUGGAAAGAUGUAUCUUGGAGACCUCCCACGGGGACGAUACAUGUCAUCCUCGCCGCCCCAGGAAGAACCGGCUCUUUUCCUUCUGGGGUGCUGUCCGUGGCUCGGCUCCCCGCCGAGGAUGGUGAGAGGGAGUCCAAAAGAUCUAAAAAGGGAAACUCAUUAAUAUUGGGGUUCUCGGACGAGGACAAGGGGGGAACUAUCUAA
Messenger RNA from Quercus robur (English oak), 1374 nucleotides. RefSeq lists its product as uncharacterized. The coding region runs from base 1 to 1374 and encodes 457 amino acids. NCBI's taxonomy places the organism in Eukaryota, Viridiplantae, Streptophyta, Magnoliopsida, Fagales, Fagaceae. The record is from RefSeq and is a predicted model, not a curated record. The transcript has a single exon.